Molecule: messenger RNA, 780 nt
Organism: Gordionus sp. m RMFG-2023
Lineage: Eukaryota; Metazoa; Nematomorpha; Gordioida; Chordodea; Parachordodidae
Product: WW domain binding protein VOPP1-like
Exons: 6
Coding region: 106-762 (218 amino acids)
Cellular component (GO): cytoplasmic vesicle membrane
Source: RefSeq, a predicted model, not a curated record
AUAAAUCGAUUGGAAGCUUUAACAAAUUACAUUCAUAAUCUAUUAUAUAACAGACUCAAUUAAAUGUAAUAUACAUGAUCGUAUAUUUAGAUAAGGGAUAAAAUAAUGUUGUGUCAACUGAUAAUAUUUAUAGUCUUUUGUGUAACUCAAGUAAAGUCGAAAUUUUGCCGUAACUUUUACACCGGAGACAUCUUUCAAUGCUCGCAUUAUCAAACCUGUUGCAGAGAUAUGUGCUGCACAGCUCCGUUUUCAUUUAUCAAUCUUUGGUAUUUUUGGAUAUUCAUUCUCCUCCUCUUGUGCCUCUGUUCCGGAGGAGGUUACUGGUACAAGAGACGUUACAGCAAUGGCUUCAUUACCUCAUCCGCUCCCAACGGUUUAUUCGGGUCAGGCUUUCCAAGCAGAAGGGGAUUUUUGGGAGCUUCCAGCCUUUUCGGUGCUAGUUCUCACCCUAGACCCUUUUACGCCAAUACUGCUGGCGGAUUUCAAGGUUAUAGAGGAAACAUGUAUUAUCAAGCCCCUUUCGGCGGACCUAAACCUCCUCAAUACUUUUACCCCGAUCAAGGAUUUUAUUACAACCAAAACCCUAACACGUGUGCCCCACCUCCUAGUUAUCAAGAGUUAUAUAGGAACCAACAGGAGGACCAAAUGCGUAACGCACCCAAUCCUAAUGCUUUUCCAUCUUUUCCAAACCCUAGCGUGGCCAUACCAAUGCCUCCUCCUUCUAACACAACUACCAAUGCAAACGCUAACAUAAACAAAUAAAAAAAUUAACUUUUUUUU